AUGUCUAAGGAAGGACACUCCGUAGCAGCGUAUCUUGAUAUUGCUGUCCGGUACGGUCGGGAAAGCAUCCAUGUGACGCUACCUCUCACCCCCGAAAGUUCCAACAUCGGUGAGCUGAAGACGAUCCUAGAGCAGCGUACUAUGGUGCCCUACGUCAAGCAGCGGCUUCUUUUUAAUGCCCCUGUUAAAAAGGAGUUCCGCCGCGAGGCCGACGACGCCACGGAGCUGCGCGCGUUACUGCCGGAUUCGUUUUUGAAGCGCGUCGAGACCCACCCCGGUGGCGUCCCGCAGCACUUCAAAGUGACUGCGAUGCUGUUGGGCGGGCGAGGGACGGCGGCGAUGGUGGACAGCAAAACGAGCUCGGAGAUCUCACGGCUGGUGUGCACGACCCUCGAGCACGACGGCCAGUGGUAUCGUUGCUGCUACGGCAAGGGCUACCUGCGGCAGACGGCCUACAUCUGCCGCACUUGCGUGAGGGCGGGCAGGGCGGACGCUGCGCACGCGCUCUGUUUGGCCUGCGCGGAGAUCUGCCAUGGUCAUCACGAGGUGGAGGAGUGGGGCGUGCGGCAUUACAUGCGCUGCGACUGCUGUACAAAGAAGUGCUGGAAGCCCAUCGCCGGCGACGACGCGUCUAGGGAAGCGAUGCCAUCACAACCCUCGGUGGUGGUGGUUAGCGCAGCGGAUCUGCAGAAACGUACUCAACUUCAUACGCGCUCACGCUCUAAUAGCCCAACCUCACCUCACGCACAACUUCCGCCACUGAAAGUUGCGAAAAACGAGAAGGAGUUGGUAGGAAAUGAGACGGCGUGGCAGCCGAACAACUCGAUAGAAAUCCCUCACUACCCUAACGGGACUACUCAAAGUAGUGAGGAAAUCCGGACGAAACCGGAAACCGUAGAAUCUUCGCCCCUUCCAGAAGCAUCACGCUGCAUUUUUGUGGUUGACAGUUCGACUAAUAAGCCUCCUGUGAACGCGCUGCUUCCUGUGAACCGGAAGAAUCGCUACCCACGCAGCCCGAACACGUGGUGUUACUGUGAGAGGGACUAUCCAGAUGAUUCGGACUACGGCGGGGUUGUCUGUAUGCUUUGCACCACGUGCUUUUGGAGUGCGCACAUUACGAGACUCUUCGUAGACCAAUAUCGCUACAUGCCGUGCUACGGCGACGUUUUGGAAGGCAACGUGCUCGCAUUUAAAUGCAAUACUUGUAAUAUUUAUGUGUGCACCCCUUGCCGACUGCGCUGCCAUAAGGAUCACGCCAUCGAGCCGGAAUUCGUCAUUCCUGAUCAUGAUGACGGAACCACUAACGGCGUGCCCCCGGGAGUGAGGUUUAGCUGCGGCUGCGCAGGUCUAUGUAGUAUUGCGGAACGGGUUCCUGUCGAAGAGGUGGACAACUCUGACCUCUACAUGACGAUGCCCGAUGAUAUUAGACUGGAGAUGAUGAACAGCGACGUCUUCAUGGGGAUGAUUUGUGCGCACUGUAUGCAAGAGCACCCGUGGUUGAUGCAUAACAACCCCAGACACUGCUACCAAGGUCGGCUGCCCUCCAAAGUGACGGAUGGCAUCAAACCCGUCAUCGCCUGUGGUGAGCGGCGGCCAAUUGAAGAGCUCCCACCGGAUGUCUUUCCCUAUCACGGCAUGCUGCUUCCCGUAAACUCCUUUACAGCGGAGGCGACGUGUUCCUGUGCGGCGUGCCAGAAGGCCUUUGAGGAAUUCGCGCCCCGCGCUGAGGAUGCGACGGAGAUGAUUAUUGCACUGCACGACCACUGCGAUAACUGCGGCGUCGCCUUGGAGAAUGGAAAAGCGUUUCUUUGUCGAACAUGCGAGAUGACGAUGGAGGAGACGUUCUUUAUUUGCAAAAAUUGCAACGCCUUGCGAGAGGCACAGAUGCUGGAGGAAGUACCAGAGCCGCAACCGCCUCAAGAGAGUAGGGAAAGGGAUGCGUAUGCCGUUAGUGCCUCAACGCAUGUUAGUGAAGGAUCUGUAGGGACGGUAGGGUCGUCUUCACGAUUUCAACGCCCACACGUCGCGGUGUCUGCAUCCCUCUUUUCACCGAAUUCACCCAGACAAGAAGGAGAACCUGACGAUACAAGAGUCUCUACAUACAAUCACGAUCUUUCUCAUGAUUUUGUUGAGGACACCUUUGAGAACCUCAUUACGCUUUGCCAAAUGCAGGUUUUACAAACUAUAGAUGUGCCUACUCGUCAGUACGUAGAGGAAAACUUUGAAGAUGUGUCCGAAGGGUUCUCUCUGACGAACACUCUUGCCGCUUCCUUCGGACAGACACCUUUGAAUUUUGAUGAGGAGGACAUGCAGGCGUUACAAAAGGACAACCUUUCUAUUCCUUUUCAUAAGAACCUAGAAAAGUAA
Messenger RNA from Phytomonas sp. Hart1, 2367 nucleotides. NCBI's taxonomy places the organism in Eukaryota, Euglenozoa, Kinetoplastea, Trypanosomatida, Trypanosomatidae. The record is from the annotation of a GenBank genome assembly.